Paramecium tetraurelia is the source of this 1161-nucleotide messenger RNA. RefSeq lists its product as uncharacterized. The record is from RefSeq and is a predicted model, not a curated record. The transcript has 4 exons. NCBI's taxonomy places the organism in Eukaryota, Ciliophora, Oligohymenophorea, Peniculida, Parameciidae. Gene Ontology annotation, molecular function: mRNA binding. Gene Ontology annotation, biological process: regulation of RNA splicing. Gene Ontology annotation, cellular component: nucleus.
AUGAUUCCUAGAGACCCUCCUAGUAAAAUAUUGUUAUUGAUCAUAACUUACUUACCUUAAUCAUUCUCACUAACAAAUGAUUUUUUAUUUGAGACUUUUAAGUAGUAUGGGGAAGUCAAAAAGAUUUUAAUUUUCGAAAGAGGAAAGACCAACAAGGCUUUUGUAGAAUACAAUGAAGUUAAGCACGCUAUUUCUGCAAGACGUAAUAUGAUAGGAAAAUCGCUCACUCCAUAAGGAGGCAGGCUAUUGAUUCACUAUUCUCGUUUGAAAUAGCUGGACUUGGAAGUGGUUGAUCACACCAGAGGUUCUGAAUAUCACUCUGACGAUGAGGAAACAUAACCAGAAUAGAAGUCUCCCUUGAAAUCGAUGACGCUACCUAAUUCAAUUCCAGUUUCUCUUCCUUUAAUCAAACCUCACUCCCUUGAAGAACAGCCGAAUAAUGGAAACCCAUUCAAUGGCAUCCAAAAUAUCACCGAAGAAUCCCCUACAAAAGCAAUGUAAAACGAUUCAAGUAUAUUUUCUAGAAUGGAGACUCAAUUACGACAACUAGAGAGAAUAUUGGAUGAUGACUAUGAGUAGGAAGUAGCCAAAAUACAAUUGACUCAAUUGGAUCCCAACGAAUAGGCGAUCCAAGAAUUGUUAAAUCAAUAACCAUCUAAGUUUUUGAGGGUUUCCAAUUUAGACGAAAGAGUCACUCCAAGAAUGCUUUACAAUCUCUUCAAUAGAUUUGGACAUUUGGAAGCCUUAUUGUUAAAAAGAAAUAUUCGUUAAUCCAUUCUAUAAUUUGUAAAUAAAGAGAAUGCAAUCAUAGCAAAAGAGUUACUCAAUAAUGUUGUCUUUUUUGGAAAUGAGUUGAGAAUCUUAUUCUAGACUGCUAGCAAUGCACUCUUGUAGCCCAACAACCCCUAUGAUGAAUAUUAUCAAGGAAGUCAAACCAAAUUCAAAAUUGUUCCUCUGUCUAGAGUACUUUCAUUUUCUGGCAUCACCCAAUUAUUGGAAAUCCAGGACAUGGUUAAAUUAGUUGGAAAGAUUCAAGAAAUCAAACUUGACUCUCAAAAUAUUCAAAUCACUAUGGUGGACAUCUACGAAGCCUUGAAAGUGAUCUCCGUCUUUUCGGAGUAUGAUUACAAAGGAAACAAAAUUAGUUUGACUUUAAAAUGA